This is a messenger RNA of Entelurus aequoreus (snake pipefish), 4738 nucleotides long. RefSeq names its product UPF2 regulator of nonsense mediated mRNA decay (gene upf2). The transcript is spliced from 20 exons. The record is from RefSeq and is a predicted model, not a curated record. Gene Ontology annotation, biological process: nuclear-transcribed mRNA catabolic process, nonsense-mediated decay. Gene Ontology annotation, cellular component: exon-exon junction complex; cytoplasm. Gene Ontology annotation, molecular function: protein binding; RNA binding. NCBI's taxonomy places the organism in Eukaryota, Metazoa, Chordata, Actinopteri, Syngnathiformes, Syngnathidae. The coding region runs from base 200 to 4147 and encodes 1315 amino acids.
GAAAGGCUGGGGCGUUGCCCAUCAAAAUUAUAAAAUAUUUCGAAUUUGAGAAAAUAUAAUAUCUCCAAGAUAAACAUAGUACGUUUGUUACUUCUGUGGAUUAUACUGUAUAAAACAACUUUUUUUUUUUUUUUUAGUAAGGCAUCAUUUUGAACAACCACAAAGGGGUCCUUCACGUCAACACGGAAGUCAAACGUCGAUGACCGAUGUUUGUUUUGCUACCAUUAGCAGUAUGCCUGCUGAACGUCGGCGCUCAAUAAACAUGGACGAGAAAGAUGUGGCCUCCUUCAGUGCCAAGGACAAAGAGAAAGACAAAGAUGGGGAGAGGAAACCAGCACCGCCGCGGGACAAAGCAAAAGACGAGGCCAAGAUGAGCAGCAAAAAAGACGGCGGAAAAGACGAGAAGAGGAAGCGCGUGGAGGAGGAAAAGAAGAAGAAAGAGGAGAAGGAGCGAAGAAAGAAGGAGGAAGAGAAACAGAAAGCAGAGGAAGAGCAGAAGCAGAAAGAAGAGGAGGAGAAGAGGCAGCAAGAGGAGCAGGAGAGGAAGCUUCAAGAGGAGGAGACCAAGAGGCAACGGGAGGAGGAAGAAGCUCUCCUGAAGGAACAGGAAGAGGGGAAUCAGCUGCACCAGGAGGCCUGGGAGCGCCACCACACCAGGAAGGAACUGCGCAGCAGGAACCAGAAUGCCCACGAGGCUCGGCCCGAAGAAGCCUUCUUCACCCGACUGGACUCCAGUCUGAAAAAGAACACGGCCUUUGUCAAGAAGCUGCGCACGCUCACUGAACAGCAGCGCGACUCGCUCUCCAACGAUUUUGCCUCCCUCAACCUGAGCAAGUACAUCGGCGAGGCGGUGAGCUCCGUCGUGGAGGCCAAGCUGAAGAUCUCGGACGUGGGCUGCUCCGUCCACCUGUGCUCCCUCUUCCAUCAGAGGUACGCCGAGUUUGCUCCGCUACUUCUGCAGGCCUGGAAGAAGCACUUUGAGGCCAGGAAGGAAGACAAAGCGCCCAAUGUAAGCAAGUUGCGCACAGACCUGCGCUUCCUGGCCGAGCUCACCAUCGUGGGAUUCUUCACCGACAAAGAGGGUCUGUCUCUCAUAUACGAGCAGCUGAAGAACAUUAUCAACACCGAUCGCGAGACGCACACUCACGUGUCGGUGGUGAUCAGCUUCUGUAAGCACUGUGGCGACGAUAUCGCCGGCCUUGUGCCCCGCAAGGUGAAGGUGGCUGCUGAGAAGUACAAGCUGACCUUUCCUCCCAGUGAGAUCAUCAACACGGAGAAGCAGCAGCCCUUCCAGAACCUUCUGCGGGAGUACUUCACAUCCCUCACUAAACACCUGAAGAAGGACCACAGAGAGCUGCAGAACAUUGAAAGGCAGAACAGGCGUAUCUUACAUUCAAAAGGGGAGCUGAGUGAGGAUCGCCACAAACAGUACGAGGAGUUUGCCACCUCCUAUCAGAAGCUGCUGGCCAACACUCAGUCGUUGGCUGAUCUGCUGGAUGAAAACAUGCCAGAGUUACCUCAGGACAAGACCGUGCAGGAAGAGCACGGUCCUGGCAUUGACAUUUUCACCCCUGGUAAGCCGGGAGAGUACGACCUGGAAGGUGGGAUCUGGGAAGACGAAGACGCUCGGAACUUCUAUGAGAACCUGGUGGACCUGAAGGCUUUUGUCCCCGCCAUCCUCUUCAAGGACAACGAGAAGGGUGGCCAGGCCAAAGACAAGGAUGACGCCAAAGACGGCAAAGAGGGCAAGGAGGCCGCCAGCACCACGGAGGAGCUGGAGCUGGAGCUGGAGGCUCUGGACAUCGCAGAUGAGCCUCUAGAACUAGAGGGAGCCGACGAAGCAGAGAGUGAAGAACUGGCCAAAAAGCUGAUGGAUGAGCAGGAGCAAGAGGAUGAGGAGGCCAACACCGGAUCUCACUUGAAGCUGAUUGUGGACGCCUUCAUCCAGCAGCUUCCUAACUGUGUGAACCGUGACCUCAUCGACAAGGCCGCCAUGGACUUCUGCAUGAACAUGAACACCAAAUCCAACAGGAGGAAGCUGGUGCGAGCACUCUUCACUGUGCCCAGGCAGAGGUUGGAUCUUCUGCCUUUUUACUCCCGCCUGGUGGCCACUCUUCAUCCCUGCAUGUCUGACGUGGCCGAAGACCUGUGCUCCAUGCUGAAGGGAGACUUCCGGUUUCACAUUCGCAAGAAGGACCAGAUCAACAUUGAGACAAAAAAUAAAACGGUCAGAUUUAUUGGGGAGCUGGCCAAGUUCAAGAUGUUCUUGAAGACGGACACACUUCAUUGUCUCAAGAUGCUGCUGUCAGAUUUCACCCAUCACCAUGUGGAGAUGGCCUGCACCCUGCUGGAGACGUGUGGCCGCUUCCUCUUCAGGUCCCCCGACUCUCAUCUGCGCACCAGCGUCCUGCUGGAGCAAAUGAUGCGCAAAAAGCAGGCGCAACAUCUGGAUGCCCGCUAUGUGACAAUGGUGGAGAACGCUUACUACUACUGCAACCCCCCACCCAUCGAGAAGACAGUGAAGAAGAGACGGCCGCCGCUGCAGGAGUACAUCCGCAAGCUGCUCUACAAGGACCUGUCCAAGGUCACCACGGAGAAGGUGCUCAGGCAGAUGCGCAAGCUGUCCUGGCAGGACCCGGAAGUCAAGAGCUACCUGAUCUGCUGCAUGGUCAACAUAUGGAACGUCAAGUACAACAGCAUUCACUGUGUGGCCAACCUCCUGGCUGGUUUGGUGGCCUACCAGGAGGACGUGGGCAUCCACGUGGUGGACGGGGUCCUGGAGGACAUUCGCUUGGGCAUGGAGGUCAACCAGCCCAAGUUCAACCAGCGCCGCAUCAGCAGCGCAAAGUUCCUUGGCGAGCUGUACAACUACCGCAUGGUGGAGUCAGCCGUCAUCUUCCGCACCCUCUUCUCCUUCAUCUCCUUUGGUGUCAACCAGGAUGGCAGCCCGAGCACGCUGGACCCCCCUGAGCACCUCUUCCGCAUUCGACUGGUGUGCACGCUGCUCGACACCUGCGGACAGUACUUUGACCGCGGCUCCAGCAAGAGGAAGCUUGAUUGUUUCCUUAUCUACUUCCAGCGCUACAUCUGGUGGAAGAAGAGUGUGGACACUUGGACCAAAGACCACCCGUUCCCCAUCGACAUCGACUACAUGAUUACCGACACUCUGGAGCUGUUGCGGCCCAAAAUGAGACUGAGCUGCUCCCUGGAGGAGGCCAGCAGGGAAGUGGCCGACCUGGAGAAGGAAGUGCUGGUCAAACUAGGUAUGGCCAUGGAGAAGGACGGCCGCUCCAGUGCCAUGAGUGAAGGGGAGGGCCUGGAUGAGGAGGACGAUGAUGGUGAUGAAGACGAGGAGGGAGGCGCCGAGACGGAGGAGCAGUCGGGCAAUGAGAGCGAAAUGAACGAAGCCGAGGAUGACGUAAGUCCCUCAUUUCAGUGCACCACAUGCUGUCCUGCCGGCAGGCUCGUCAGCGCCCCCUUUCUUUUUUCCUCGCAGGAGGCGUCUGAAAAUGAAGAGGAGGAAAGGGAUGAAGAAGAGGAGGAGAACACCGACUAUCUGACGGACUCCAACAAGGAGAACGAGACUGAUGAGGAGAGCAAUGAGGUGACCCUACGCGGCGGUGGACUGAAGCACGUGGCGUGUGCCGAGGACGAAGACUUUAUUCAGGCGUUGGACAAGAUGAUGUUGGAGAACCUGCAGCAGCGCAGCGGUGAGACGGUGAAGGUGCACCAGCUGGACGUGGCCAUUCCCCUGCAGCUGAAGAGCCAGUUGAAGAAGGGAGGAUCCAGCCAGUCGUGCAUCAGCGAGGGCGACAGCGAGCUCUCAGAAACCAUGCAGUUCGUCAUGCUCACACGCAAGGGAAACAAGCAGCAGUACAAGAUCUUGAACGUGCCGCUGUCGUCCCACCUGGCGGCCAACCACUUCAACCAGCAGCAGGCCGAGCAGGAAGAGCGCAUGAGGAUGAAGAAGCUCACCCUGGACAUCAAUGAGCGUCAAGAGCAGGAAGACUACCAGGAGAUGCUGCAAUCCCUCGCUCAACGUCCGGCGCCGGCUAACACCAACCGCGAGCGGCGGCCCCGCUACCAGCACCCAAAAGGCGCCCCCAAUGCUGACCUCAUCUUCAAGACCGGAGGAAGGAGACGCUGAUGAGUCCUGAGCUGAAUGAGCAACAGAGCGAAGGAGCAAAGAAGAAGAGGGAGAAGAUCGGCGGGAAACCCGUCGGGCGGGGGGGAGUCCUCUAGACACCCACUGAUGCCGGGACAGAGUUAACCCUGACCUGAACACACACCCUCGCCCUCCUGAGGGCCCUGAGGAGGACAGACCAAUGUGGGACCCGGGGUCAGACAGAUGUCACUCUUUCUUCUGGUCUGUUGCCCGAGAUGACAAACUACUAAGAGGACUUAACAUGUGGCGGCCUAUUGCGGGGACGGGAGACGGACAGAAAGUGCCGAUUGUGGUCAUUGCGCCAAACAGGCAGAAGAAGUAAGGACAUAGUUGACAUGACACGUUUUGUUUGUUUUGGGGACCCUUGAAGUGAACCUGCCAACAAAUGUGAGCGUUGUUGACGUGAGGCUGUGACGACUUCUGAGUAGCGUUCUCUUCCUCCUGUUCCACUGUCAUGUGACCUGAAGCUAGCAAACGGCGCUUAACUGUACAAACCAUAUCAAAAGUAGUUUCAUUGGAGUAAUAAAGCUCAUUUCUAAAGGUUGAACAAUAAAGUUACCCUCUACAUACAUA